Molecule: messenger RNA, 6637 nt
Organism: Gadus morhua (Atlantic cod)
Lineage: Eukaryota; Metazoa; Chordata; Actinopteri; Gadiformes; Gadidae
Gene: rgs3a
Product: regulator of G protein signaling 3a
Exons: 16
Coding region: 715-4260 (1181 amino acids)
Cellular component (GO): plasma membrane; nucleus
Molecular function (GO): protein binding
Source: RefSeq, a predicted model, not a curated record
CAGUGAGGGCCGUCCAGGCCAACCUCCAGGGCCAGUCUCGCCUUCAUGACGCCAACACAGUGAAUCCCAGUCCGAGCGCUACCGACACCGCUGCUGCUGCUCUGCUCUGCUCCCGUGGCCACACACUGCCACCUUGAACUCUGGUUCUCCUCUGCCUGGGUGACGGAUCGACCGCGACACAAAACACAAAGAAGAAGAAAGAGAUGGAUGCGGGGGGAGCGAAGACCACAAAGUGAGGCGUUUGUUUUUUUUCUCCAGGACAACACUGGGAAAUAAGGGACAACAUGGGAAAACGAACAAGCUCAAGAUCAAACGCUGGACGUGGGAUCAAGACCCUAAUCUAAAAAAGCCUGAGCCAUCGCCCCCGGUGUGCCACGAGUGCAGCCGGCAGUCCCUGGAGGUUUUCGGGUUGUGCUCUGACAUCCAGCUGAUGUCAGUGGAGAGAACAGAACAGAAAUAUAGGAAAGGGACAAUCAGGCAGAAAGCAGUAUGCUGACACCUUCACCGUGGGAGAAAGAGACAGAGGUUCACGAAGCCUGACAACACAAGCGUACCGCUUCUGUCAAACACUUUGUCAGCACAAACUACGCCCCCCCCCCCCCCCCACCUGGGAAGGAUUCUUUGUACUUUGUAACUUUUGAACCCACCGCGGUGGAACCCAGGUCUACCCCUGUAUCGACGGGGCGAGGGAGAGCUCCACGAGCAGCCUCGGAGAUGAUCCACAACACCCUCAAGACCCCAGAGCCGCUGGGCCGAAGCCCCCGCAGCACGCACUCGCCCGCCCAGAGGAGGCUGUGGCGAUACUCGGUUGGCUGCCGGGGCUCCCCGUCCUCCUCCUCCACCUCCUCCACCUCCGGCAACCCCACCAGCACCACCGUCCUGACCCAGACCCACCGCAGGAGCGUGUGCGUGCUGGCCGCUGACCUGGGAGGAGGAGGUGGAGGAGGAGGUGGAGGAGGUGGAGGUGAAGGUGUUCUCCAUACGAUCCACGGGCUGUGCCACCUCUGCAUCGGAUGUAGGCUGCCUCAGGUGAACAUCCUUCGAGGAAAGGACGGCUAUGGCUUCACCAUCUGCUCAGACUCCCCGGUGAGGGUCCAGGCUGUCGACCCAGGAGGCCCAGCCGACCAGGCCGGUCUCCAGCACUUAGACACACUCCUGCAGCUGAACGGACAGCCCGUGGAGCAGUGGAAAUGUAUAGACCUAGCCCACGCCAUCAGAAACAGCUCCAACGAGAUCCGCGUGGUGGUGUGGCGCACGGGCCCCACCGCCAAGCCCAGCUUCGAGGGUCUCGUCCACCGGCCGGCCUACAAGCCCUCCACCUCCAACUACGACGCCCCGUCCCCGCCCACGCGCAGGCGGAUGGGCGUCCCCAGCAAGACCCCGCCCGCCGUGCCCCCGCUCCCCGCCCACCACCGCCCAACCCCCGCCCCCGGCACCACCCGUAGGCUCCUGCUCAACGGCUCGGAGCUGGGAGGCGGAGGGGGUCCGGGGUGGGGGGGCCGGGUGGGUUCGGCCGAGGAGCUGGACGGGGGGCACCCCAGGGCCCAGCAUCAGCAUCAGCAGCAGCAGCAGCAGCAGCAGCAGCAGCAGCAGCAGCAGCAGCACCACCUCCUCCACCACCCCCAUGCCACGGCCACGCUGAAGGGCACCCGGGUGAAGGCGUCCAACGGGGACAACUACAUCAUCCUGGCGCCCAUCAAUGCUGGAAGCCAGAUUUUAAGGCCUGUCUACCCAGAUAAUCAGGGCACGUUGGCCUCCAGCAUUGCCUCAAGGCUGUACCCCACAAGACAGCCACCUGCGCCACCGCCACAAGGGGGCGCUGGUGGCACCUUUGCUGGCGGUGCCGCUAGUAAUUUCGGCGGCGGCGGCGGCGGCGGUGGCGGUGGCGGUGGCGGAGGCGGCGGCGGCGGCGGUGGUGGAGGUGGUCUCUCCAGCCGAACCAACUUCCUUCGUCGAUCUGGCAACUCGAAAACCAAGAACAGUUCUACCACGAACGCUAACGCCAACUACCAGCCGCACAAUGCCAACUUCGCCAACUACCAGAACUGCACCAUCGUCCGCUCCCACACGUCCCACGCUAACUACGGCUACGUCAAAGUAGCGCCGAAGAUCCUAAUUUUCCCAAUAUUUGUUCAGCCGCUGGACCUUUGCAGUCGGGCCCUCAUUAUCACAGAGGAGAUGGUGUUACACGAGAGUCAGCACCAUUCACUCAAGGUGACAGUAUUUGUCUACACGGACCUGAUGCUGGUGACCAGGGAAGACGAGCCAGGCAGGUGCAAUGUGCUCCAGAGCCCUCUGUUCCUCCGACAGCUGCGAUUACAGGAAGAUCACGCGGAGGAACUCAGAUUCUACAUUAUUCACAUGACGGAGAAGUGUGACUGCCUGCUCAGCCUGGAAGCCUACUCGGUGGACCAGAAGCGCCGCGUGUGUCAGUGCCUGAAGGAAAACAUCGACAAGCAGAUCCAGCUCCAGAGAAGGGAGCCCGUGGCCACGCACUUUGAGCAGAUGUUGGAGCCGAAGGUGGACGUCCCCCCCUGUGAGCUGGGCGGAGGGGUCCUGGGCGGGGCGGACCUGGAGGGGGUGAUGGGGGUGGAGCUGGGGAUGCCCCGCCCGCCCGGCUUCCAUCACUCGGAAGGGGAGGAGAGCAGCCUGUACCCGUCCAGCCCCUCGGAGCCCCACAACCUGGGCAGCCCCCGCACCUCCUCGCCCCUCACCCCCCUGGAGGACAUCUACACCCCGCUGGGGGGCUCCGCCGACCGACACAGGGUGCCCCCCACCCCACCGCCCUCCACGGAGGGGGAGGACUGCAAGAGCAUGGGCAGCUCGGAGCUGGAGAUCUGGAAGGUGGAGAAGAGCGAGAUGACGGAGGAGGAGGAGGUGAGGAGCGGACUGGAGGGAGACUAUGAGGGGGAGGAGGGGGAGGUGGGAGAAAGUGUGAAGAGUACUGAAAGUGAGGAGAUCAGAGGAGAUCCCGACGACGAAGGAGGGGACGGCGAGAGAUCGCUGGGGGAGGCGGGAGAAGGGGAGGAGCCGGCCCCGAACGAGAACGCCGGUGAGGAGGAGGAGGGGGAGGAGGAGACCGCCUCCGAGCCGCCGGACGCCACCGCACCUCCCUCCUCCUCCUCCUCCUUCGUCAUCCCCGAGCUCCGGCUGGACCGCACCUUCAGCGCCGACGCCCUCUCCUCCCCGUGCAGCGUCGAGGGCGAGGAGGAGGAGGGCGAGGACGAGGACGAAGACGACGAGGACGAAGAGGAAGAUGAGGACGAAGACUCCGAAGACGAGGAGGAGGAGGAGGAGGAGGACGACAGCGACGACACCUGCCUCCAGCGCAGCGACAGCAAGCGGCGCAGCAUGGUGGAAGCCACCUCCUCCACCUGCGAGAAGCAUGGCGCGGGCGGCGGCGGCGGCGCGUGCCGGCUGAGCGUGCAGAACUCCCUGCGCCGACGCACCCACAGCGAGGGCAGCCUCCUGCAGGAGCCGCGCACCACCUGCUUCAACUCCAACAACGCCAUCCACUGCCUGGAGGGCGGCGGCGGCGGCGGCGACGGCGGGGGCCACCACAAGGGCGGCGGCUGGACCCUGCCGUCGCCCAAGACCCUGACCAAGAACGGGGGCUCCAUGCACCAGCUGUGCAUGCUCUUCUCCGGCCGCAAGCUCAGCUCCGGGUCGACCUGCAGCUGCGAGGUCUCCUCAGACGGGAAGAAGAAGAAAAAGUCCUCCAAGAACCUGGCCAAAGAUAUGAAGAACCGCCUGGCGUUCCUGCGGAGAAGGAAUGAGUCUCCAGGAAGCAGCCCUGCUAGCAAGCUGGACAAGACCAUGAAGUCAGUCAAGCCCACGCCAGAGGAGGCACUGAAGUGGGGCGAGUCGCUGGACAAGCUGCUGGUGCACAAAUAUGGCCUGGCAGCUUUCCGAGCGUUCCUGCGCACCGAGUUCAGCGAGGAGAACCUGGAGUUCUGGUUGGCCUGCGAGGACUACAAGAAGGUCAAGUCCCAGUCCAAGAUGGCGUCCAAGGCCAAGAAGAUCUUCGCCGAGUACAUCGCCAUCCAGUCAUGUAAAGAGGUGAACUUGGACUCGUACACACGGGAACACACCAAGGACAACCUCCAGAGUGUGGCGCGCUCCUGCUUCGACCUGGCCCAGCGCCGGAUAUACGGCCUGAUGGAGAAGGACUCGUACCCCCGCUUCCUGCGCUCCGAGCUCUACCUGGACUUGGUCAACCAGAAGAAAUCCAGCGGCACCUCCACGUCCUCGUCCUCGUAGGAGAAGAAGGGGGCGGGCGGAGAAACUAAAAGGAGCCACGGACGAUGAGAGCGGAGGAGGGUGGAGGGGGCAGAUGCUCAGAGAGAGAGAGAGAGGAAGAGGAAGAGAGAAACACAGACACUUUGAGUGGGUUUCGGUUUACGUCUCCUUAUUUGCCUUUUUUGUUUUUGGGGCUUUUUGUUUUGGUGUCGCGGUAGCCACACCACCCGGCCACCGUGAUGUGUGUUUUUUUGAUUUUGGUUUUUUUGGUGGUUACGGUGAGAGAGAGAGAGAGAGAGAUGACCAAGCUAUGGCACUGCAAAGAAACGAUGUUUACUCAACGAAGCCGCGUGGAUGGAUGGAUGUGUGGACGGAUGGAUGGAUGGAUGGAUGGAUGGAUGGAUGGAUGGAUGAAUGGGUGGUUAGGACGUGUGGGCGGAUGGAUAGUAAAAAAAAAAAGAUAUUGUGGCCAAUGAGGGGGCCAAAACAGGAGCUGGAUUCUUCUCUGAUCGCUGUACUGUUUUUGGUUUCACAGUCCAGACUUUAAUGUUAUUUCUGUGUAUUUAAGUUGUUGUUCCGGUUGGACAAAGGAGGCGGAGGGGGUAUGGACACAAGCCCCCUUGCUGACAUGAAGACAGUCCGGUACUGUCCGGUCACACCCCCACCCCCACCCUCCUGUUCUUUUCCCCGUUUUUUUCCGAACUCCUCCACCUCCUCCUCGGGGAAGCCAGUGUGAAGCUGUUUUGUUUUUGGUACGAUCCUGUGUUUUGUUUCUUUUUCCCUGUUUGAACGUCAACGCUGUCUAAGACAUGGGUGGGUGGGUGGGUGGGUGUAGGGGGGGGGGGGCAUGGGGGAGAGUGGGCUCAUGACAGUCGACGUGUCGGACUAACUAGAACUUCGGUUCGAUAUUCCGCACGCUGUAGCGCCGCAGUGCACGACAACGCAAGAACCCAAACGAGAAACAAUCACACAUUCGCGCCUGACGGAAGGUGGCGACCCCAGGCCUCUCUGUGUACAAAAAAGAGAAAAAGAGUUCCUGCUUGGUUUGAAUUCAUCACAAACAACAUUAUGCCAAGUGACGCCACCGCGAGGGAGGAACAAAAAAAACAGCAACAACACAAGCGUAACCAGGAACGCACAAACACGCGCCUGGCACCCAACGCGGCUGUGCGUGUCCGUUGCGUAGAUCACAACAAACAGACGAGAAAAAAAAGAAACGGGCUAAAAGAGACUUUCUGCCCGUCUUCAAAGACUGUUCGCAGCGGACGACGAGACGAAAAGAACGGAAGCAAACGCUUGCAAAAUGUUCGCACGAGCCAAAAACACACAAGGCGUUUGUUCUUCCACUGUAGCUGCUCCAGGGCUCCUCGAGGAAGCCUUCUCAGGACAUUAAAGCGCUCCACGUUUGAUGUUCACCGCUCUGUUUAAACUUGUUUGGAAAUGUCUUCUGCCGUUUUCUUCUGUUUGUUUUUUUACGUGUAUAUUUUUUCCUCUUAUUUUUUUUAUAUCUGCGUUAGGUAUAAUAUCUGCACUCCAUAAGUAUACCGGGCACUAAGUAGAUCUUGCUCAUUUAUUUGUCAUAGACACGGUUAAAGGAAGAAGUAACAAAUUUGUGUUUAUUGUAUAAAGUUUGCAUAAAGUUUGCCUAUUUAUUUAGAUAACGUUGCAGAACUGCUUUCUCUAUCUCCCGAUAUCACUUCCUUCAGCUCAGAGCGCGUUCUCUUCCUCUUUAAAACCACAAACUACGAAACAGGUCACGUGCAGACCCGAACUUUAAGUGCAAUAUUUAUAUAUUUCUUUGGUGCGUUCUUUUUGUUUUUAUUUUUACGAGGGCGGGGGGGGGGGGGGAUAUAAAACAGCUUAAGCUCUAUAUAAAUACAACUAUUUGUUAAGAGAAAAAGACACAUAACUUAGAGCUAUAAGGUUGACCAUAAGGACUUAAAACGUAAAAAGGAGUGUGAAGUAGUUUUGAGUUUUACUGCAUUAUUAUUAUUAACUGUGCGUGUGUGAUCUCUGGCAGCAGGCAGCCGGGGACGUUACCGAUGUAAAUAUAAUUCUUUAAGAAAACGGACGAGAGAAAAAGUUUGUUUUAAAAAAAGAAAUCGACAAAAAAACAAAACAAUAGGUCUUGACAUGUCGUGAGCGUGGGGCCUGGCUGAAAUACGAUAAGAUAACAGGAUGUUGUCAUGAAUAACCAUGACAACAACACAAGGUGGCUGGUACGUUGGUGCGGCCACGGUCAAAAACACAGCUUGUAAGGAGUUAUAUGGACUACAGUUUCAUCAUUUUCACUGUUUACAAUGGAAGACGUGUCUCCUAAGGUAGCAAGCAAAGUUGAAAUAGAGUACAUUUGGUGUCAUUGCUAAUGAACAAUAAAAACUACCAACUGAUGAAGUCA